AUGUCUCAAGAAAUUAAAAAAGGCAAAAAGAAGCAAAUAAAGAAAGAGAAGACAAGUCAGAAGGAAGAAAAAUCCGAAGAGAAUGUAAAAGAGAACCUCAAUGAAAAUGUCAAAAUAAAAUAUGGUCCUUCAGUGAAAUUUCCUUAUCAAAGAGUAUGGUCUCGUUGUUUCCUGAUAUUUGCAGUGUUAUUCAUUGUUUGGUAUAAUAGCAGACAGGGUAAAGAAGUUUACUUAGCAAAGCAAAAAGAAAUUUUACUAAGUCGUACACAAAAUGUUGAGUGCUCACAUGAUUAUAAAGUUGAGACAAGCAAAUAUCCAGAAUGUGUGCCAGAAAAAUGUGGAAGGAUAGUCUCAGAUAAACUAGUUUCAUCCACAGAAACUGAUGUUUUAUUGAAAAUAGCAGUGAAUGGUUUAAACUUAGGUGGUUCAGAUGGAGGUGCUAGUAUUUUGGAUCUUCACUCUGGUGCAUUGAGUAAAGGCCAAGGUUUUAUAGACAUCUACACAUUGCCAGAAGCAAAGAAGAUAUUUAACAGUGCUGAUUUUGCAAUUUAUAAAGUAGUAAAAACUAAGAUACAACAUGCAGUAGCACACAAUUUUGGAGUACCUUCUAAUAAGAUAUAUUUAACUAAACAUACAUUUUUUUCACGCAUGACUAAUAUGUCUGCAAAAACAAUACAUGAUGAAUAUUGGCAUCCUCAUGUCGACAAGGAAACAUAUGAGUCAUUUCACUAUACAACUUUGCUUUAUCUAAACGAUUAUGGAAGAGAUUUUGAAGGAGGCAGAUUUAUAUUCAUCGACAAAGAUAACGUUAAUACAACGGUAGAACCACGCAAAGGUAGAGUGUCUAUGUUUACUUCGGGUAGUGAAAAUUUACACGCAGUUGAAAAAAUACAAUCCGGAACUCGUUAUGCGUUGACUAUAUCUUUUACAUGUGAUCCAAACGCAGCAAUUUCCGAUCCAAAUCAUCGUGCCAGACGAGAAAAAUAA
Habropoda laboriosa is the source of this 987-nucleotide messenger RNA. RefSeq names its product 2-oxoglutarate and iron-dependent oxygenase domain-containing protein 3-like. The transcript is spliced from 5 exons. NCBI's taxonomy places the organism in Eukaryota, Metazoa, Arthropoda, Insecta, Hymenoptera, Apidae. Gene Ontology annotation, cellular component: membrane. Gene Ontology annotation, molecular function: oxidoreductase activity, acting on paired donors, with incorporation or reduction of molecular oxygen; L-ascorbic acid binding; iron ion binding. The coding region runs from base 1 to 987 and encodes 328 amino acids. The record is from RefSeq and is a predicted model, not a curated record.